AAGGACCCACCGGGACCAGAGGCAGCGGGGCCGUGCUGCAGCUGCCGCCGGGCCGAACCUCCUCCCCGUCGGUGGGAUUGUGCUGCGAGUCCCGGAUAGGAGGAGGAGGAGGAGGAGGAUGAAGAAAAGCAACCAGAGCAGGCGGGGUGUUCAGGACUCGGGUCCACCGGUGGUCCACCAGCCGGAGAAGAUGGGCUGGAUCCGGAAGUUCUGCGGUCGAGGGAUUUUCAGGGAGCUGUGGAGGAGCCGGUACGUGAUGCUGAGAGGAGACUACCUCUAUAUCUCGGACAAGGAGGUGAAAGAUGAGCGUAAAGCACAGGAAGUGUUUGAUCUGGCCAAUUAUGAGCGCUCAGAGGAGCUGAGGAAGGCCAAGAGUCGCAGCAAGAAAAACCACAGCCGCUUCACGGUGCUGUGCUGCAGGCAGCCAGGAAACACCGCUCCAAACCUCGUGUUUCUGGCAGUGAGUCCUGAGGAGAAGGAGUCAUGGGUAAAUGCCCUCAACAUUGCCAUCAUCAAAGCCAAAAACAGAGUUUUGGAUGAGGUGACCAUCGAGGAGGACAGCACACUGGUUCAUCCCACCAGAGACCGAGCGAAGAUUCCUCAUGGCCGCCGACUGCCGACCAGAGGACAUCUUAUGGCCGUGGCGUCCACCUCUUCCCAUGGCACGUUGACACUCGAUCUGGUUGCUGAGGAAGACGGUUUCGCCCAGGACUACGAUGGCGACUGGGAGAACAGCUUCCGGGUUGACCUGCAGGGAGGCGGGUCUUGUGGACAGAUAGGAGUCGGAGGUCGUCAGCGAGCCGGCACCGAUGUGUCAAAGCUGCGGGUGACAUCCAAGGAGCCCAAGGUGAAGACCAGCAGUCUGCCCAGGGGGAGUGAGCGGUCCUGGGGAAGGCAUCUGGAGACCUCCAAAGUCCACAAGUCUCCACAAGUCCAGGUCAUUCAUGCUCAGUCUCGAACGCCACAGCCAGGGAAGAGGUUCAGCAUGCAGGGUCGGAGUCGCUGUGCCUCCAUGGAUGAAGUCCUCUCCUCCAGACCGGCGAUGAUUCGCUCGGAGUUGCGCUCUGCUCUUCGUCGAUGUCCAACUGAAGAGGAAGCAGGAGGCGGGGCUUCAGUCCAGCCUGUGGGUCAGUUGCAGAGCCUUAUUGCCCAGAGGAUGCAGAGAGCUCAGGAGCUGCUGGAGGAGAUGAGACUGCAGGAGCUGCAGAAGACCAAAGCAGAGAGAGAGCGAGGAGGCAGCUCGCCUUACCUAAAGGGCAUCGACUCCCCUCGACUCCAUCACCUCAGGGGCUCCGACUCACCUCAUUCCAGCAGGUCAUCAGGAUCUCCAAGGAGCCGGAGCAGCGACUCUCCUCGCCUCCGGGGUAAAGACUCUCCUCGUCCCAGAGGAAGAGAGUCUCCUCGACCCAAGGCCAAGAAGAAUCGCUCCAAAGGAACCGAUUCACCUCGCUCCAGAGGAUCCCACUCACCUGCUGGUAAAGCCAGCGACUCACCUCGUCUGACCAACUCCCCUCGAUCGAAGAGCACCGACGCAGCUCGAGCUCCAAAACUCAAGGGAUCAUCUACCGCCUCUCCCAACAAGCAGGGCAGCUCUCCGGUACAGAAGUCACCCGACUCGCCUCUGAGUGUCAGACGAUCCAACUCCUCUCAGGUUAAAGGAUUUGGUUCACCGCAGGGCAGCGAGGCCGACUCCCCUCGUGUAGGGAGCGAUAAGGAGUCUUCCUGUCAGAACUCCCCGAGCCUGUCUGGGUCCUUUGAAUCCUCACAACCCAAAACCCCUGACAAACACCACCUGUCCCCCCCUCUACCAGCCAGCCAGCUGUCUGUGGAGGACUUGGAAGUGGAGAGGAGGCGCGCUGAGGCCGAGCGCCUCCUGGAGGAGGCCGUGUCCUCGUGGAAGGAGGCGCAGGAGGUCCUGCAGGAGGUGAAGGAGCUGCAGAGCCAGACACUGCGGCGGCAGCGUAGGAGGACCUAUGAGAAGAUGACAUCAUCAGCGGCAGCCACUGGAUUACCUGCACCGAGCGGGGCAGCGGCAGAAGAAGACGACACACCUGCCUCGCCGACAUCGCCGGAGGACGACGAUGAGUCAGAGACACCUUAACCAGGAGUGUGAUUAUUCAUCAGUGAUUGGAUUCUCAGUGCAAGUAGCAGUUUUUUGUUUUUUUCCUCAGCAUGCUGACACAAAAAGAGGUCUGCUUUUAAUUCUGUUUCCAUGUUUUGAUCUGCGGACAGCUGAUGCACGUGACCACUUCAAGUGUGGAUUAUUUUAAAGCCAGUCAAAAAGUUCUUCCCGGGAGGUUUAAUGACUUUAAUCCUCCACAGUGCACUAAACAGGAAGCGUGUGUGUGUGUGUGUGUGUGUGUGUGUGUGGCAGAUGUUUGAUAGACAGAUGUUUGAUGGGGAGGAUCUCUCCUUCUCUUUCUUUAACGGUGCUGCACGUUUCUCUUCUUUCUUUCUUCUUCCUGAAAGUGAAGCAAAAAGCCUUCAUGUUGAUCUCAAGGUUUUUGAUGAGAAGUGAGAAGAAAACAUUUUUGAGCUAAGAUGUCAAAAUUUAUACACGGAGAAACAUUUUGAAUAUGACAAAAGGACAAAGUCACUGGAGCGCAGCGGGAGCAUCUGCUGGAAAUUUCCUCUUUUUGAAACACUGAAAUUAACUCCAGAUUUUCACUCUGAUGAAGAAUUGAUUUAUUUGCUAAUGUAACUUUUGUGUUGAAAUUGUUGCUCUCUGCUUUUGUGUAGCAGGGAUUCCUGUAAACGUCCUUCCAGCUCUAUUUUUAACCUCACAGGAUUUUUAUAGUCAGUGAGUUUUUGUCAAGUUACAACAAAAAUCAGGGAGUUUAAUGUUAAACAGAACGAAGACAAAAGAAGCAAUAAUGAACACAAAGUCUUUACCUGUUUGUGUGAUGCAGUUUACACAAAUUAACAGAAACUCUGCAUUCUCUGGAUAUUCGUUCAUGAAUAUGGAGCAAAAAGCUGAAAUUAAAUUUGUACAGUCGGAGCCCAACAGAUGCUGGAUAUUUAAAUCAUCAACCAAUAAACAAUACGUUUCAGAUCAUUACGACUGACCUACUGUAUGCAGUGAGCCCUCAGCUUUAGUGAAACAUAAACACAGCAUAAAAUAUGGAGGCCUGAAACUGCCAAAAUCAAAUAAAAUGACCAAGAAAAAAGAGUGCCAUUAUAUGCACCAAAUAUUAGAAAUAUAGACAUUAAUUAAUCUAUACAAUGUAACAAGCGUAUCCUGAUUUUAUUUGAUUACUUUAUUUACUUUGCCAUUUAUCAAUUGAAUUAUUAGUGUAGGUAAUUUUUUUAUUAAACACUUUAUGAAUAUAUAAUGGGACCUGAAAGGAGAUACAAAAAAGGAAGGUAGAAAUGUAUUAAUGUGAUUGAAACAAUUGCAUAAAGUAAUGAAUUAAUAAAUAUAGAGUAAUAGAAGAAUCAAAGGAAAAAUUAAAAAAAACUAGUGUGUUGCAUUUUAUAGAUUACAGUCUACAUUUCAUUUUUAUAAUGUUCAGAUAACUGUAAUACUGUUAUUAGUAGUAUUACUUUAUUUAUACAUCAGUUUGGAUAUUUGCAGUUUCUGUCCUCCACACAAACAAACAAAAUUUUGGACCAUUUGUAAAUUUUAUUGUCACAAUCAUACAGGAUGAAAUUUUGCUUCCCAGAUUUGCAGCACUAAGUGCAGAUGUUAAAUAUUGCAGAUAAAAGUGUGCAGGCGUGACACAAAGAACAAAUUAAACAUGAAUGUGUCACAGAUGACAGAAUUACAUGUAUGUGCUGCAAACUAAACACUGAGUGUAACUGUAUGAAUUCAUGGAGUGCGUUUGUUAAGCAAAUGCGUUUUUACCUUUUUGGAGCUGUACAGUAAUAAUCGCUGCAUUCACACUAAGCUCAUAGCUGCCAGUUUAUCAGUGUAGCCAAAGCUAAUCAAAUAUUUACAGGAACUCAAAUAUUCAAAGAAAUAUCCAUAAUCUGUACUGAAAAUUUAGUUCUGUCAUUAUGUACUAAAUACUAAGAAGAAUAUGUAAUUAAUCCGACAGUUAAACCUAAACAUUUAUGCAUUUUAUAGCAUCUGAAACAACUAAAACUUUGUCGUGUGAUAGAAUCAGUGUUAGCUGCAGCCAGGCACAAAUUUACAGCAUGAAGGUUUCUCUCAGGUGGACCUGUUCUGCUCAUCUGCAGCGUGAUUCUGUAAAUAUCAGAUGUUCGUAGCUACAGUGACGUCAUUCUAGGUUUUUUGGGUGCCUCCGUGUUGGUUUCUGGAGCCAGAAGUGACCAUAUUUGGAUGAGGGGGGGGGGUUAUCAGUGACAUCCAAAUCAAAUCCCAGAAUUUCACUCAGCAAACUGGAGCUCCGCCUUCUUGGACAGUCUGUUAGUGCAGUGAACCACACAGCAGCCAUAUUAUUGGUCAGAUAAUUGCAUUUGAAAAAAACUGACACAGUCCAGAGGUCCAGUUCAAGGACUCAAAUUAACCACACAGCAAGUCCAGUUUUUUUCCUGAGUGUUUCCACCGUCAGCAUUUUAGUGGUUUAAAUCCAGAUGUGGUGAGCUGAACACUUAUCCAGCUGCCAGAUCCUCACAUGCUUCCUGCUACUUUGUUAAUAAACGGACCAUAAUUUCCAAAACAAGUUUCAUGUUUCAUUCAGUCAGACCUGAAAGCAGCAGCUGAGACCAUGAACUGAUCAGUGAAGUGUUUACUGAGCUCAGAGAUCAGCUGAGCAGGAGGCUCGUUUUCUUUAAAAACAAUCGGACUUCAUUUAAUAACUAGAGAAGUCACCCCCUGCUGGAAAUUAGAAAGAAUGCAGAUUUAAGACACUGCAGCGUUUGCUAUUUUAUACUCGACUAGCUUUGACUUCCUGUCAGAAACGAGCCUUUUGAGCUCCCAUCUCUCUAAACACUCCCCCCCAAAACCACCAGUUUCUUCUGAUUGCUCGACUCCUGGAAGCCUUCAGAGGGGCAUCAGCCUCAUUAUCUGAAUUGUUCACAUUUAAUACAAACUUGUUUCACUUUAGCAGAAUAAGUCCACUUUACCUGUCCUCUGAAAUACUGAAGACAUUCUGGCUCUGAAAGUUUCAAACAUCACGUUUAUUUGUAGCUGCUGUUUGUUGCAGGCGUCACCGUGUUUGAACAGUUUUCAUUUCUUUGGAUGUUUUUGCACAUUGGAGCAUGCAGGUGAAGGCGCAGAAAGAGCUGCAACACGCUAUGAAAUCUCUGUACUGUGAGUGACUUUAGUGAGAAGAUGUUGAACAAGUUCUUUUUGUUUUAAACUACUUUACUGUAUCACUUUAUAUCACACUGUGUUUGUUAAACUAUGGAAACACGUUAUUUUAAAUGUUUUUUGAUCUUUUUCUCUUGUAAAUCUGUAUGUUGUUUUUGGAUGUUGGAAUUACUGUACACAGCAAUGCAUUGUGGGUAAAAGGCACCAAAACAAACACUGUUGAUUUUCGGCUCGGAGCAUCCAGAGCUCAUCUUCACAUGCAAACUAAGAAUAAGCUAAACUGGCAGUGGGGUGAGUCCUCACCAGCUUUAUGGUUGGCUGUUUGAGAAGCAGAAUGGA
This is a messenger RNA of Archocentrus centrarchus (flier cichlid), 5554 nucleotides long. RefSeq names its product pleckstrin homology domain-containing family O member 1-A-like. The coding region runs from base 119 to 2101 and encodes 660 amino acids. NCBI's taxonomy places the organism in Eukaryota, Metazoa, Chordata, Actinopteri, Cichliformes, Cichlidae. Gene Ontology annotation, biological process: regulation of myoblast fusion. The transcript has 10 exons. Gene Ontology annotation, cellular component: muscle cell projection membrane; ruffle membrane. The record is from RefSeq and is a predicted model, not a curated record.